UUGGAGUUUGGAAAAUUGUCUGAAGGAAAAAAGGAAAAGGGGAACCGGAAGGAUUCAUGUGAGGAGGGAGGAAAGGCCAAAAGGAGACGCUGGUUCCGGCUUUGGGAGCCUCAACAAUCAUUUCGGGAGGGGGGGGGCUCUGGUUUUUGUUUUACGCCAUGAAGAUCUCCAAGUUCUUCUUCACAUGGCUGUCGCUGGAUCGUCUUCUUUUUCUUCUUCUACUUUGUGCUUCUCCAUCUUUUUGUGUAGUUCUAGAAGACGACAUAAGGUGCCUUCGAGGGGUUAAGAAUGCGCUUGUUGAUCCACUCGGAAGGCUUAGUUCUUGGGAUUUCAAGAACACAUCUGUUGGCUAUCUCUGCAACAAAUUUGUCGGUCUCUCCUGCUGGAACGACCGUGAGAAUCGCAUUCUGAGUCUCGAGCUUAGAGAUAUGAAGCUUUCCGGUUCGAUUUCUGAGGACUUGCAGUACUGUGUGAGUCUGCAGAAAAUGGAUCUGUCCGGGAAUAGCUUUUCCGGUGCGAUCCCGCCGCAUAUUUGUAAGUGGCUUCCGUAUUUGGUUAGCAUAGAUUUGUCGAACAAUCAAUUUACCGGCCCUAUUCCGGCUGAUCUCGCCGGGUGUUCUUAUCUGAAUUCGUUGAUUUUGUCUGAUAAUGGGCUUUCUGGUACAAUACCAGUUGAGCUCACGAGUUUGGGUAGGCUUAACAAGUUUUCCGUUGCGAACAAUCAUCUCACUGGUACGAUUCCCUCCUUUUUUGAUAAAUUUGGGAAGGAGGAUUUUGAUGGGAACAGUGACUUAUGUGGAGGGCCUGUUGGAUCGAGUUGUGGCGGGUUGAGCAAGAAGAAUCUUGCGAUCAUUAUAGCUGCUGGUGUGUUUGGUGCUGCGGCUUCUCUGUUGUUAGGUUUUGGGUUGUGGUGGUGGUAUCAAUCUAGAAUGAACAUGAAGAAGAGAAGGGGAUAUCGGGAUGGAAUUAGUGGGGAUUGGGCUGAUAGAUUGAGAGCCUAUAAGCUUGUUCAAGUUUCCUUGUUUCAAAAGCCUCUUGUGAAAGUUAAAUUGGCUGAUUUGAUGGCUGCUACUAACAAUUUCAAUUCUGAAAAUAUUAUAGUUUCUUCUAGAACUGGGACUACUUAUAGAGCUGUUCUUCCAGAUGGCUCUGUGCUUGCUAUAAAGCGGCUCAAUACCUGCAAGCUUGGUGAGAAGCUGUUUCGAAUGGAGAUGAACCGGUUAGGAUUGAUAAGGCACCCGAAUUUGACACCCCUUUUGGGGUUCUGUGUUGUGGAAGAGGAAAAGCUUUUGGUUUAUAAGUAUAUGUCUAAUGGUACUUUGUCCUCUUUGUUACAUGGAAAUGGUGAGAUAUUGGAUUGGCCAACUAGGUUUAGGAUCGGUUUGGGUGCGGCUAGGGGUCUUGCUUGGCUUCAUCAUGGAUGCCAACCUCCAUUCAUGCAUCAAAACAUAUGUUCUAGUGUAAUUCUUGUGGAUGAAGACUAUGAUGCUAGAAUCAUUGAUUUUGGAUUAGCAAGGUUGAUGUCUUCAGAUUCUCACGACAGUAGUUUUGUAAAUGGAGAUUUAGGGGAGCUUGGUUACAUCGCUCCCGAAUAUCCGAGCACCAUGGUUGCUUCUCUGAAGGGGGAUGUUUAUGGAUUUGGGGUUGUGCUUUUGGAGUUGGUCACUGGCCAAAAACCUCUAGAAGUCACUAAAGCAGAGGAAGGCUAUAAGGGUAACUUGGUGGAUUGGGUUAAUCAGCUAAGUAUUUCGGGUCGAAUUAAGGAUGUUAUUGAUAAAGAUCUUUGUGGGAAAGGGAACGAUGAGGAAAUCUUACAAUUUAUGAAAAUUACGAUGAACUGCGUUGUUUCUCGCCCCAAGGAUAGGUGGUCUAUGUAUCAAGUUUAUCAGUCAAUGAAAACCAUGGCUAAAGACUACAGUUUCCCUGACCCAGAUGUUGAAUUCCCACUUUUAUUCGGCAAGGGAGAUGAACUCAUGUAGUUCCAGAAAAAUAUCUAUGGAUUGAAAACAUUAUAUAGAGAACUCGGGAUUUCUACAUCUUCUGGUGAGUUCUCAAUGGCCCUUAAUGCUAAUCGUGUUGAUUCCCGUCAUAAGAACUUGUUUCGACAUUUGUUUCGAAUGGCUGUAUGUACAAUAAACCCGAGUUAAUCUGUAGGUUCUUGAAUUCUGAAGUAAUUUGUCUAUUAUCCUUGCUUUCAAUGGAGCACUGCCAAUGUAGAGAUUCCAUGCUUUCGAGUAAAACAUUUAAACUAUACCACGAUGGCUUGUAUGUAUGCUUCAUAAGCUUCAUUAUUGUUUCUUGCAUUGAAAUAUGUAGGAUAAACUUGUUAGGAUGUA
Cucurbita pepo subsp. pepo (vegetable marrow) is the source of this 2336-nucleotide messenger RNA. Its product is annotated as inactive LRR receptor-like serine/threonine-protein kinase BIR2. Gene Ontology annotation, molecular function: protein kinase activity; ATP binding; protein binding. Gene Ontology annotation, biological process: protein phosphorylation. The record is from RefSeq and is a predicted model, not a curated record. Lineage: Eukaryota; Viridiplantae; Streptophyta; Magnoliopsida; Cucurbitales; Cucurbitaceae.